UACUACACCCGAGUCGCAUGCUGCAUUGUCACUUGAGAGCCUGUUUUAGGAAGAGAACAGACCCGGCGUUUAAGAGAUCAUGGAAGUGCCUGAAGGCCUGGGACUCAACCAGGAUUUACAUGCAGAGAAUGCGACCCUUGAUCUGGAGGACGGAGAGCACCAGGCGGGCUGGGUGAGAGUGAGGGUGGAGGAUAGCUGGUUCACUGUGCAGCGGGCUUUGCUGGCAAGGUACAGCAACUACUUCUGUGCCCUCUUUCACUCUGGGAUGACAGAAAGUCACCAGGACGAGCUCUACCUGAAGGGAGGAGUGCGAGCAAGGGGUUUCCUCGUCGCCCUCGCUGUCUGCAGGGGGGAGGCCCCCUCUAUCAGCGACCCGGAUGAGCUCGUAGAAGCGGUAGAGUGUGCCGCGUUCCUGCAGGUUGCGUGUUUGGUGCAGCAUCUUUGUGACAUCAUUGACUCGGACAACUGCCUCUUGCUGUACCAUGCAGCCUCCAUCUUUGGGGCGCAUGCACUCUUUCACAAUGCUGCUCUUUUCCUCUGCGAUGCUUUUGAUGAUUUGAAGGAAGCAGCUGAGAGUACGAUUCCCGAAGACCUUCUUCAAUAUUCUCAGUCAUUGUCUCCUGCUACUUAUGUUGCUAUAGGCACACACUCUCCUUCAAUGGAACUGCUACAGGACUCCUUUCGGGUCAUUUGCUACCUUGAUGAAAAAGAGGGAGACUGGAAGCAUCUGACAAACCUCCCAACUCUCUGUAGCACCUCCAUGGCUGGAGUGGCAGUGCUUGACAACCGAUUGUACAUUGUAGGGGGAGUUUAUGGUUACGGUAAGGACACAGUGGACAGUAGCUUUUGCUACGACCCUGACUCAGGAGUUUGGAACACUCUUCCAGGUCCUCAGCAACUAAGAUAUGACUUCACCCUGCUGGGGCACGAGGGCCGGCUCUACGCCAUUGGGGGCGAAUUCCAAAAACGGACGAUUUCCACAGCAGAGAGUUACAACAUUGAGAAAGGAGAGUGGACAUUUAUACAAAAUGCACCGAGACCUGUAGCAUCUGCAGCUUGUGCUGUUGCAAGACGGCGGAUAUUUGUUUGCUUCUGGAAACCACCAGACACCACAGAUAUCUACGAAUACAUACCAGUGAAGGACGAGUGGAAACUUGCGACCACCAUGAUCAAAUCUCAAAGCUAUGGCCACUGUAUGGUAGCCCACAGAGAUAAUCUUUAUGUGAUGCGCAACGGGCCUUCUGACGACUUCCUGCGCUGUCUAAUGGACUGCUACAACAUCACGACAGGCCAGUGGACAGCCAUGCCCGGACAAUACAUCAACAGCAAGGGGGCGCUCUUCUCCGCAGUGAUAAAGGGGGACUCCGUGUUCACCGUGAAACACAUGCUAACUCUUGAAUACACCAUCACCGGGGAUGGAUGGAAGCCCCGCAGGCAGAUGAAAGGGUUUCCAAAGAGUGGUUCGCUGUGGACGUGUUUACUCAGGCUUCCCAAGACGGGACCAGUUCUACCACAGCUGGAUGCAGAAGGGGAGGAAGAAGAAAUGUCUUUACCAGACAAAUCGGAGGGAUUUGUGGAAGCUCUCAUGCAAAUGUGAUAUUACUGCUAAAAAAAGCAUUGUUUUGUUUUUUUGAGGAAGGGG
Messenger RNA from Anarrhichthys ocellatus (wolf-eel), 1642 nucleotides. RefSeq names its product kelch repeat and BTB domain-containing protein 13. Gene Ontology annotation, molecular function: protein binding. The transcript has a single exon. NCBI's taxonomy places the organism in Eukaryota, Metazoa, Chordata, Actinopteri, Perciformes, Anarhichadidae. The coding region runs from base 80 to 1597 and encodes 505 amino acids. The record is from RefSeq and is a predicted model, not a curated record.